Messenger RNA from Phragmites australis (common reed), 2067 nucleotides. RefSeq names its product probable inorganic phosphate transporter 1-10. Gene Ontology annotation, biological process: transmembrane transport. The transcript has 2 exons. NCBI's taxonomy places the organism in Eukaryota, Viridiplantae, Streptophyta, Magnoliopsida, Poales, Poaceae. The record is from RefSeq and is a predicted model, not a curated record. Bases 144 to 1853 code for a protein of 569 amino acids. Gene Ontology annotation, cellular component: membrane. Gene Ontology annotation, molecular function: transmembrane transporter activity.
UCGCGGCGCGCCCAAUAAAGCCGAGUAAAGCUGUAAAGAAGACGCCAUGUUGCCUUCAGAUCGCUGGUCAGUCCCCUCCUAAUCACAGCUAGCUGCCGGCCGGCCAGCCUCGACGUACGACGUUUACUCCGCUUGAGGCCGCCAUGCCGGGGAUACGGGUGCUCACGGCGCUGGACCAGGCGCGGACGCAGUACUACCACUUCAAGGCCAUCGUCAUCGCCGGCAUGGGCCUCUUCACCGACUCGUACGACCUCUUCUGCAUCGCGCCCGUCAUGAAGCUCAUCGGCCGCAUCUACUACGCGCCCGCCGGUACCGCCUCCGAGGGGGGCGAGCCCGGGGUCACGCCGCCGGCCGUGGUGUCGGCGACCGUUGGCGUCGCGCUGCUGGGGGCCGUGGCCGGGAACCUCCUGUUCGGCGCGCUCGGCGACCGCGUGGGCCGGCGCCGCGUGUACGGGGCCUGCCUGCUCCUCAUGGUGUGCAGCUCCGUGGGCAGCGGCUUCUCCGUCUGCCGCACGCGCGGGUGCGCGCUCGCCAGCCUCUGCUUCUUCCGCUUCCUCCUGGGCGUGGGCAUCGGCGGGGACUACCCGCUGUCAGCGACCAUCAUGUCCGAGUUCGCCAACAAGCGCACGCGGGGCGCGUUCAUUGCCGCCGUUUUCUCUAUGCAGGGGUUCGGGAUACUGGCGAGCUCCGGGGUCACCAUGGUCGUCGCCGCGGCCUUCGACCGGUAUACGGGCCACCGUGCGCCGCUCGACACGCCGGAGUCCGCCGACCUGGCCUGGCGGAUCAUACUCAUGAUCGGCGCCAUCCCCGCCGCGCUCACCUUCUACUGGAGGAUGGCAAUGCCCGAGACGGCCAGGUUUACCGUGCUGGUCGAGCACGACGUGGUGAAGGCGACCAACGACAUCGGCCGCGUCCUCGCCGACCUCAACCUGGCCGCCAUCACGGAGGAGGAGGCGGCCGCAUUCCGCCGCACAACUCCUCCGGCGAGGUUCGGGCUCCCCACGGCGUCGUACGGCCUCUUCUCGCGCCGCUUCCUCCGGCGGCACGGCCGGGACCUCUUCGCGUGCGCGUCGGCGUGGUUCCUGCUCGACAUCCCCUACUACAGCAGCACGCUGUUCCAGUCCCAUAUCUACGGCCCGUGGUUCCCGCCGGCGAGCCGUGUGAACGCAUUCCAGGAGGCGUUCAACGUGGCCAAGUUCCAGGCCAUUAUCGCCGUGGCGUCGACGAUCCCCGGCUACUUCGCUGCCGUCCUCCUCAUUGACCGCGCCGGCCGCCGCAGGCUCCAGAUGGCAGGGUUCCUCCUCAUGGCCGUCUUCCUCUUCGCGCUCGCCGGGCCGUACGACCACUACUGGCGCGGCCACGCCACAGACGCGUGGUACAUCGUGCUCUACGCGCUCACCUUCUUCUCCGCAAACCUCGGGCCCAACACCACCACCUUCAUCCUGCCCGCUGAGCUCUUCCCGGCGCGGUUCCGGUCGACGUGCCACGGGAUAUCCGGCGCGGCGGGGAAGCUCGGCGCGCUCAUCGGCGCCAUCGGGUUCCUCUGGGCGUCGCAGGAGCGGGACAAGAGGGAGGUGCAGGUCGGGUACAGGCCAGGUAUCGGCAUGAUGUACGCGCUGGUCAUUCUUGGCGCGAUCAGCCUGCUCGGGCUCGCCGUCACGUACGUGUUCACGCCGGAGACGAUGAGGCGGUCGCUGGAGGAGAACGAGAGCGAGCGGGGGCUGAGCCAGGUCGACGAUGGCGAUGGCAGGCAGCGCUUUCAGGAACUAACUGAGCUACCCAAGAGCCCGGCGUCCUUAGUGAGCUCGCACGUCAGCACGUCGCCUAUCCAUCCACACCGGCUCUCUGUGUGAAAAUGUGAAAAAUAUAUGACACGGAAGAUUAUACGGAUCUAUAUAUAGUGUAUCUUCUAUUUGUAUACGCAAGAUGCAGAUGUACAUUAUUUGCAAAUGGUGCAUGUAAGUUUCAUUGAGUUAAUUUGGAAAGUGUAGUUCAAAGUUAAUCGAGAGAGACUACAGUUUGUCCGUCUGAUAUGUUCCAGAAAAUUAUACCCUCUCCUCAAGAAUA